AUGCAGCAAACGGAGGAGCACGACAGCGCAACAAAGCAAGGCACUGAAAAUCAACGGGUAAGAGACAAGCAUGUGAGGGAUCUGAUGGCGGGCAAGAGGAGACUAGUGGAGGUGCCCUACACGGCCUCGCUUGCCCACACGAUGAACGUGCUGGUGGCUAACAAGGUCGUUGCAGUGCCGGUGGCUGCGCCGCCAGGUCACUGGAUUGGAGCCGGCGGGUCUAUGAUUAUGGAGUCCGAUAAGCAGACGGGGGCUGUACGGAAGCAUUAUAUAGGGAUGGUCACCAUGCUAGAUAUCCUGUCCUAUAUCGCUGGAGAUGAUGAUCAUGAUCAGAUGAACGGCACCGGCGAUGUGUCUGAUAUUGAUGUGAAGAUGGCGGUCCCAGUUUCGUCCAUCAUAGGGCACUGCCUUGAAAGUCUUAGUCUAUGGACCUUAAACCCUAAUACUAGGUGA
This is a messenger RNA of Juglans microcarpa x Juglans regia, 453 nucleotides long. Its product is annotated as SNF1-related protein kinase regulatory subunit gamma-like PV42a. Lineage: Eukaryota; Viridiplantae; Streptophyta; Magnoliopsida; Fagales; Juglandaceae. The transcript has a single exon. The record is from RefSeq and is a predicted model, not a curated record. The coding region runs from base 1 to 453 and encodes 150 amino acids.